UCUCUCUCUCUCUCUCUCUCUCUCUCUCUCUCUCUCUCUCUCUCUCUCUCUCUCUCUCUCUCUCUCUCUCUCUCUCUCUCUCUCUCUCUUAUUAUCUUAAUAAUCUCUUUCUCUCUUUCUCUCUGCACUCGAUUCUCUUUUCUUUUCUAUUCGUUCUAGGCUAGGGUUUCAAAAUUAUAUAUAUUAUUAUGCUUUUCCUUUAAUUCUCCCCCAAAAACCUUAUAAUAUAAUCUCUCUCACUCUCUCUCUCUCUCUCUCUCUCAACACUCUAUACAAUUAAAUUUUUAAUAUCAUCCUCUUUUCAUCUCUUUCUUUUUUUAAAAAAAAAAACUAUAUAUUAAUAAGAAUAAUUAUUAUAAUUGUAAUUAUUUUUCUUUGUUUUUCUGUUUCCCUUUAGCUCUAUCUCCAAUUAUCUCAAAACAAUUCUUAGUAUAAUAUGGCUGGCUUAGACUUAGGCUCAGCUUCUCGCUUUGCUCAGCAGCUUCAACGCCCUGAUCUUCACCUCCAAUUCCCACCGGAUUCCGACAACCACCACCAUGACAUCAACAGAAACGGCCACUUCAACGCAGAUCAUGAUGAAGAUGAUGAUGACAACAACAACAACUCAGGUGGAGGCUUUGAUCUCAUCUCGGGCCAUCACCAAAACUCAGGCGGCGACAUGGGGUCCCGCCGCCCUAGAGGCCGGCCGCCCGGAUCCAAGAACAAGCCCAAACCUCCCGUGAUCAUCACGCGGGAGAGCGCAAACACGCUCAGGGCCCACAUCUUGGAGGUCGGAAGCGGCUGCGACGUGUUUGACUCAGUGGCCACAUAUGCCCGGAAGAGGCAGCGCGGGAUCUGCGUGCUAAGUGGGAGCGGAACAGUCACAAACGUCACUCUUCGGCAGCCAGCAGCAGCCGGAGCUGUGGUUACUCUACAUGGCAGGUUCGAGAUACUUUCCCUUUCGGGGUCGUUCUUGCCUCCUCCUGCGCCGCCGGGGGCGACCAGCCUUACCAUAUUCUUGGCCGGCGGGCAGGGUCAGGUGGUUGGUGGGAAUGUUGUGGGAGCCUUAAUUGCCGCCGGGCCAGUGAUUGUGAUAGCUUCUUCUUUCACUAACGUGGCUUAUGAGAGAUUGCCGUUGGAGGAGGAGGAGGUGCCUCUUCAGAUGCAGCAGCAAGUACCUCAGUCCUCCAGCGGCGGAGGAGGCGGAGGAGGAAGUGGUGGCGGUGGCAGUGCUAGUGGAGUGAGUAAUAACCCUUUUCCGGACCCAUCAUCGGCGGCGGGGCUACCUUUCUUCAACCUACCUAUGAAUAAUAUGCCUCAACUACCGGCUGACGGUUGGAACGGAAACUCAAACUCUGGUCGGCAGCCUUAUUGAGGGAAACGGCAUCGUUUACCGGAUUAGGUCUAUUACUACUACAAACUGCAGAUUUGAGGUCAGGGAAAUUAUAUAUAUAAAUAUCCUUCUUUCUUUUCUAGUUUUCUCUCUGUUAGACUAAAUAUAUAAUAUCCCAAAUCUUUGUAAAAUUAGUUCCUAUCUCUCUUCUCUUCUUUAACUUUUCUCUCAUCCAAUUAUAUUUUGUUUGUUUUUGUAACUUUUAAAUUGUUUCUGAUGAGAAAUGCUUUAGUGUUUUUGUUGAUGAUGAUCUUGAUGGAAGUCCCUUAGUAUCCAAGUUAAUUAAUCAGAUUUUUUUUUCUGUUUCUUUUU
This is a messenger RNA of Cannabis sativa, 1684 nucleotides long. RefSeq names its product AT-hook motif nuclear-localized protein 23. Gene Ontology annotation, molecular function: DNA-binding transcription factor activity; minor groove of adenine-thymine-rich DNA binding. Lineage: Eukaryota; Viridiplantae; Streptophyta; Magnoliopsida; Rosales; Cannabaceae. The coding region runs from base 437 to 1354 and encodes 305 amino acids. The transcript has a single exon. The record is from RefSeq and is a predicted model, not a curated record. Gene Ontology annotation, cellular component: nucleus.